This is a messenger RNA of Eurytemora carolleeae, 1978 nucleotides long. Its product is annotated as nascent polypeptide-associated complex subunit alpha, muscle-specific form. NCBI's taxonomy places the organism in Eukaryota, Metazoa, Arthropoda, Copepoda, Calanoida, Temoridae. Bases 179 to 1978 code for a protein of 599 amino acids. The record is from RefSeq and is a predicted model, not a curated record. The transcript is spliced from 14 exons.
GUUGAAGACCUGUUUAUUUCAGAAUAAUGAAGAAAUACUGAAACAUAAUUCUCUGCAUUUAUUGGAGAAUCAACAGAAAUUGUUGUGAAGCAAAUCUGUGAAAUCAAAACAAUUUAUAAACGCAUUGUUAAAUUGUUUUCUUGGGGUUUCUACGAAUGCGAACACAUCCUGAAAGAAUAUGGAAACCCACGAUCAGCCAACUGCUAACGGUACUCCUUCUACCGCCAGCACUGUCCCGCCUACCCCUGCCCCGCCUGCUAAUGAUACCGCCGCUCCGACGGUAGUCUCCGCCACACCCAACGGAAUAGGACCAGCUGGUGACCUGAAAGCAGCUGAACAGAAGCCGGUCAACCCUUUGAGGUUGGCCAGACCACUAGAGAAAUCUCAACCAGGUUUGAUCCGAACCACUAUCCCUCCGACCCGACCUAUGCCUCUACCUACCGUCUCUCCUCUCUGCCCCCCUGGCUCCAAAGCUAAACCUGGAGCUAAACCUGAUCAGGUGGAGGGAGCUAACCAUCAGGCUCCAAACCAUGUUACCCCGGGAGCUACUGGAGCACAGGCGCAGGAAACAAAUGCUAAAGAUGAAAUACCUAUAUCUCAACCCUUGAAGCCUACAAUUCAAUCAGAUCUAAAGGAGAUCAAAGUAGCAGCUCCCGCCCCAGCAGCUACUCCUGCAGCUGCUGCUUCCACAACAACAGCUGCUCCCACAGCAUCAGUUGCUUCUCCAUCAACAGCUACUCCCAUCACUACAGCUGCUCCCAUCACUACAGCGGCUCCCAUCACUACAGCUUCUCCUUCUGCUGCUGCUUCUUCUGACAAACCUACCAGUGCAGCAGCUCCCAAGAGUACGCCCCCUGCACCUGCAGUUCCUACAGCUCCUACGGAAGGAGUUGAUGAUCUGAACAAUGAACCUCCUGCAAGACCCAUAAUCCCCAAGAGCGUUGAACCAACGACUAAAACUCCUCCUGCUCCGACUAAAAAAGACGCAACACCAGUCCCUAAACCCGGUUCUCCUGUCCCUAAAGCCCCUACAGUAGCUCCUAAAGCUGCACUGGAGGUCAAAUCAAGCUCUCCUGCUCCUCCGAAGAAAUCCAGUUCUCCUGUACCUCCGAAAAAGUGUAGUUCUCCCGUGCCUCCGAAAAAUAGUAGUUCUCCUGUACCCCCGAAGAAAAAUCUUGAAAAACUUGAGAAGUCUAAGUCUGAAAUAGAAAUGCAAGAAGCUGCUACGCCCCCAGUUCAGAACAAAAAACCAGGUCCCCGAUCCCCAGCGAAGCCCAAAAUCCCAGUUGCAGAAAAAACUCCGCGGCAAAAGCGCAAAAUUGAGAAAGCUCAGGAAGAACCUGUUCCAGAAGAGGAAAAAAGAUCGAGUAAGCGUGCACGUGUGCCGACUGUUAUUUAUGAGAGCCAGGACCCUGAAAUGGAUCAGAUCAUGAAGACGAUCAAGAAGCAGGAGGAGGAGGAGAAGAAGGGAGAUACACCAGUCAAGAAAGAGAGAGUGCCCGCUGAGAAGAAGAAAGUUGAAAAAGAGACUCCCAAGAAGAAAUCAAAGGAUCCAGUUUUUUUCAAGGAUGAAUAUUUAGCUGUGAGAAACCCUGAUGAUGGUUUCUAUAUUUGCAAAGCAUUGCAAAAUAUCUUCAUUGGCUCUAGGAAUAUCAAGAUACAGUGGUUAAGUAACGAGCCCCAUAUUAUCCCCGCCAAGGAUAACCCCCAGGGAGAUAUUUAUGCACCAGAUUUCAACGACAAAACAGGUCAGUUGUGUUUAAAGGGACUGUCAACGAUGAUAACGAUGGUAAUGGUGGUAAUGAAUAUGAUGGUUAUGAUGGUUAUGAUGGUAAUGAUGGUAAUGACUGUAAUGAUGGUUAUGACGGAGGAGAAGGAGAGGAUCAAUAAGAUCUUACAGAGAGCCAGGGAUAAGGCUGCAGGGAAACUUGAUGUGGAUUCUUUACUCACAGAGGAUAAUCCAGAUGGAUGUAAGUAG